Gossypium raimondii (Peruvian cotton) is the source of this 1159-nucleotide messenger RNA. Its product is annotated as probable prolyl 4-hydroxylase 9. Lineage: Eukaryota; Viridiplantae; Streptophyta; Magnoliopsida; Malvales; Malvaceae. Gene Ontology annotation, molecular function: L-ascorbic acid binding; iron ion binding; procollagen-proline 4-dioxygenase activity. Gene Ontology annotation, biological process: peptidyl-proline hydroxylation to 4-hydroxy-L-proline. Bases 212 to 1075 code for a protein of 287 amino acids. The record is from RefSeq and is a predicted model, not a curated record. The transcript is spliced from 8 exons. Gene Ontology annotation, cellular component: endoplasmic reticulum.
CUGAUUCAAAAGUAAAAAAACAAAGAAAAGAAAACAAAGUCCCCCCUCCCGCCAUUGACGCGUUUGUUCAUUCUUCUUAAGCAAUAAGAAACUGCAGACUAUACAAAUUUUAAAAAAAUAAUAAUUAAGAAAAAAAAACCCAUUAUUGUAACUGUGAAGAAGAACAGAGAGCCAAAAAAAUUGAAAAAGAAAAAAGAGAAAGGAUCCAUAAAUGAAAGGGAAAUCGAAGGGCUCGAAGAGAAAGCUAGGGUUAGCAACUACCCUUUUCUUAUGUUCACUUGCUUUCUUAGCUGGUUUGUUCACUUCAACUUUUUUCUCUCAGGAUGUGCCGAUUAUUAAACCCAGGCUGAGAAAGGUUGAAGUGGUGCAUGUUGAAGGUGAUAAGUAUCGUGAUUUGAUGCCUGUUGGAGAGACUGGGGAAAGUUCGAUUGAUUCUAUCCAUUUUCAGGUUUUAAGUUGGAAACCGCGAGCUUACUAUUUUCCCGACUUUGCAACUGCAGAACAAUGCGAACAUAUAAUUGGAAUGGCGAAAUUGAACCUUAAACCAUCUACUUUGGCUUUGCGCAAGGGAGAAACCGAAGAAAACACUAAAGGAACUAGAACAAGUUCGGGAACGUUUAUUAGUGCAUCCGAGGAUGAAUCCGGAACCUUGGACUUGAUCGAGAAAAAAAUUGCAAAGGUUACAAGCAUUCCACAGAGUCAUGGAGAGGCAUUUAAUGUUUUGCGGUAUGAGAUCGGACAGAAGUAUGAUUCUCAUUACGAUGCAUUCAAUCCAUCCGAAUAUGGUCCACAAUCGAGCCAAAGGGUUGCGUCAUUCUUGCUAUAUUUAUCCGAUGUAGAAGAAGGCGGAGAAACAAUGUUCCCAUUCGAGAAUGGCAUGAGUGUCAAAGGCUAUGACUACAGACAAUGUGUCGGUUUAAAAGUAAAGCCUCAAAGAGGGGACGGACUUUUGUUCUAUUCGCUGUUUUUGAACAGCACCAUCGAUCCGACAUCACUUCAUGGAAGCUGUCCAGUGAUCAAAGGUGAGAAAUGGGUUGCUACAAAGUGGAUUAGAGACCAACAACAAUUUGAUUAAUAGAAUGUAAACUUUAAUUUUUCUUUAAAAAAUCAUUAUAAACCUCUGCUUUUGGAAAUGAUUAAUAAUUUUUUGUGAGUUCAA